CGGUUCACGUGGUCUCAGGAUCAAUGAUAAAAGGGACGGUCACACGCUCUUUAUGUUAUUCAGUGGCUGACACAGGGUCGGGGUACCUGGGGCUGACGUUACAACCUCGUUCACACUACUAGCUGAAAAAACAAACUAAAGAUACAAUGUGGCACGCAGCCUUCUUGGUACUGGCUGCCAGCUUGUCUGUGAGCCUGGCCAGACCCAGCUUUCACCCACUAUCCAGUGACAUGAUCAACUACAUCAAUAAGAUGAACACGACCUGGAAGGCUGGCCACAACUUCCAUAAUGCUGACUACAGUUAUGUCCAGAAACUCUGCGGUACAAUGCUGAAGGGGCCUAAACUGCCAGUCAUGAUUCAGUAUGCUGGAGACUUGAAGCUGCCUCAGGAAUUUGACUCCAGAGAUCAGUGGCCUGACUGUCCCACUCUGAAGGAGAUCAGAGACCAGGGCUCCUGUGGGUCCUGCUGGGCGUUUGGUGCUGCAGAGGCCAUCUCCGACCGUGUGUGUAUCCACAGCAAGGGCAAGGUCAAUGUGGAGAUAUCCUCCGAGGAUCUGCUGACCUGCUGUGACAGCUGUGGCAUGGGAUGUAAUGGUGGCUACCCUGGAGCUGCCUGGAACUUCUGGACCAAUGAGGGACUGGUCUCUGGAGGUCUCUAUAACUCCCACAUAGGUUGCCGGCCCUACACCAUCGAGCCCUGUGAGCACCAUGUUAAUGGAAGCAGGCCUUCCUGCACUGGAGAGGGUGGAGACACACCCCAGUGUGUCCAAAUGUGUGAAACCGGAUACACACCCAGCUACAAGGAGGACAAGCAUUAUGGUAAAACGUCUUACACUGUGCCAGCGAUUGAGGAGCAGAUUCAGUAUGAGAUUUACAAGAAUGGCCCGGUGGAAGGAGCCUUUACAGUGUAUGAGGACUUUGUGAUGUACAAGUCCGGUGUGUAUCAACAUGUGUCUGGGUCUGCUGUGGGUGGCCAUGCCAUCAAGGUCCUGGGCUGGGGGGUGGAGAAUGGUGUUCCCUACUGGCUUUGUGCCAACUCCUGGAACACCGACUGGGGUGAUAAUGGCUACUUUAAAAUCCUUCGUGGAUCAGAUCACUGUGGUAUUGAGUCUGAAAUGGUGGCUGGAAUUCCCAAAUGAAACCUGAGGUAGGACAAGGUUUGGUGCUGCAGUGUGGAUUACACUACCACUACAGAGCAACGCACUCCUGCUUUUAGUCAUUACAGUCAGAGCCAAUUGAUUUGCACACAUGGCAUGUGGUUUUCUUCUUGCAGCAGACUCCAGAGCAUCCUACGCCUCAUGUAGGUGGUUUAGAUUUGACUAUGUGCCCUACCACUGUUGGACUGAAGGUAGUUCUUUAUGAAUGAGCUGUUGUAAAGUCUUGUUCCUUCAACUCUUCAACAGUGGUUUUUACGACGAGCAUUUAAUAAUUUUAUUUCAGGCAAGGUGAACCAGACUGUCACUGAUGUAGAAGUGAUUUAAUUUCUUAUUUUUGUGCAGUUAUGGAAAGUGUAGGCCUUUUUAGAAAGCCGCACCCUAUUAAUGAACAGAACGGCCAGUUUAUCUGAAUGUGAGGAAUUGGAUUGUUUUUUGUUUUUUUUUGAUAAUUACAGCUUUGAUAUUGAAUGCAUUUUUAUUUUUUGGUACAACAAAUGCCACUGCAUAAUGUCCACAUGUACUCUUUUGUAAUUGUCAGUGGUUUUAAAUGUUUUAAUAUUUGAAAUGAGGUGUGUUUUUUGUUAAUCAUAUAUUGGCACAUAACUUGUACCUUCUGAAUUAAAUAAAACAAUCUUUGGUUCCCAA
Molecule: messenger RNA, 1802 nt
Organism: Monopterus albus (swamp eel)
Lineage: Eukaryota; Metazoa; Chordata; Actinopteri; Synbranchiformes; Synbranchidae
Gene: ctsba
Product: cathepsin Ba
Exons: 11
Coding region: 147-1139 (330 amino acids)
Biological process (GO): proteolysis; regulation of catalytic activity
Molecular function (GO): cysteine-type endopeptidase activity
Source: RefSeq, a predicted model, not a curated record